AUGAGCAUAAACUCAAAAGAAAAGAAUGAUAUAUAUUAUUUUAAAGCUAAGAUGGAUGGAUAUAGGGCUAGAAGUGUUUAUAAACUAUUGGAUAUUAAUGAAAAGUAUAAUUUAUUUAAGGAUUCUAAAAACAUCUUAGACUUGUGUGCAGCACCAGGCUCUUGGACACAAUGUGUUGUUAGAAACUUUAAUUGGAUUGAGAAUGUUAUAGCAGUAGAUUUACAAGACAUGGAACCUAUUGAAAAUACAAAUACAAAAGUAAUUUUAUUAAAAGAAGAUAUAACAUCAGAAGUAUGUUUAAACAAAAUAAAAAGCUAUGAUUUUGUUAUUGAUACAGUCAUAUGUGAUGGAGCACCGGAUGUUACAGGGUUUCAUGAUCUUGAUCAAUAUUUACAAUUUGAUUUGUUAAUAUCAUCUUUAAAAAUUUGUCUUAACGUGUCACAAGAAGAUAAAACCUUUAAAUUUGUAGCUAAAAUGUUUAGAGGAGAGUAUACAGGAGUUUUAGUUAAUCAUUUUAAGAAAUUCUUUAAAAAAGUUAUUUUAACAAAACCAAGAUCAAGUAGAGGUAAUUCAAGAGAAUGUUUUAUAAUUGGUAUGGAAAUAAUUAAUAGAAAGAUAACAGAAAUAGAUUUUGAUAAUCAAACAAGUGUUGUUUGUGAAACAUGUGGCUUCGGAGAAGAUCCAGAUUAUACAUUUGAGGAUGUUGUAAAUACAAACAUCAAGUCAAAACCAGUUAAUCCACCAUAUAAAAAUUCAUUGAAUUUAAGAAAAAAUAACUAA
This is a messenger RNA of Hepatospora eriocheir, 780 nucleotides long. NCBI's taxonomy places the organism in Eukaryota, Fungi, Microsporidia, Hepatosporidae. The record is from the annotation of a GenBank genome assembly.